UUAAUAUCACACAUGAAUUCAACAGCAAACAGAGGAGAGAAGACACAGACUGAAGGCAGUACGAGGAAGUUAAUCAUCACAGGAAGUAGAUGCUGUGUCCAUUUUAAGAAGCAGCAGGUUAGAGACUUUGACAGUUGAGAGCGUGAGACCAAGAGAGAAACAUGAUGGCUGAAUUCAGAUGGAUUAUAAUGUCUUUAUUUCUGAUGCUGCUGUUUAAGUUUACAGCAGCAGCAACUGAGAAAUAUUCCUUAGUUGGAGUUGAAGUCACUUUGUCUUGUGAAAAUGUGAAACAUGAACAGGAUAACUGUGACAGUGCUACAUGGUUAUUUAGUGCUCAAAGAAACACAGUGACUCUGUUUGAACACGGGAAGAUUCACAGAGAAGCUGAAGCUAAAUCAGACAGACUGAGUGUUACAGCAAAAUGUUCUCUGGUUAUAAAGAAGGUCACACUUGAGGAUGUUGGACGUUACACCUGCAGACAGUUCAGAUCAGGACAAGUUUCAGACUCUGAGGUUCAUCUGUCUGUUGUUACCAGGACUGAACAUAACGACACUGAUCGAGUCGUCUUGUCCUGCUCUGUGUGGACAUAUGAACAGUGUCCACACACAGUGAAGUGGUUGUAUGAGGGUGAUCAGAAUGACUUGGAGACAUCACAGAGUACAUGUUCAGCCUCUGUGACAUUUACAACAUCUGACUAUAAUCAGAAGUUGAAGUAUUCUGAGUUAUUGAAAUGUGAAGUGACAGAUGGUCACACUAAAGAAGUUCAUCAGUUCACCUUCAGCCCUCCUCAGUCCUCAGGUGAGAAACCAGGUCAGUGGGUGUUCAUCGUUGAGGCUGUGGGUUUAGCAGCACUUAUAAUAAUCACUGUGGCUGUCAUCAGAUGCAAGAGAACUAAAGGGAACAAAACACAGAUGGAUGAAAACAUGGCUGAUCCUGAAGCUGAUGUUUCCUACGCCUCCAUCAGCUACACCAAGAACACAGGCUGUAAAGCCAAGGUCCGUGUUGAUGAUGAUGAUGAUGAUGAUGAAGGUGAUGCAGUGACCUACAGCACUGUGAAAGCUCCCUCCUCUUCUUCUGCUGGAGCCUCUGCUGAUCCCAGAAACCUCUACGCUACCAUCAACAAACCAACCAAAUAAGAUGUUACUUAUUAAAUGCAACAUGUUUUUAUAACAACUGCAGGAUUGUUUGGAUCAUAGAUUCAGAAUUUUAAGUGAGCAGAAUUAUAAUAAGCAUGAUCUCAGUUGGUCAUGUCAUGCAUUUGCUUGGCUUAACUGUAGCAAAGUGAGAACACAGCAGCAGCAGCAGCAGCAGCAGCAGCUCUAUGACACAUUGAGGGAGUUGAGGCUCCCUCUAGAGGUGGAGAGUGUAUAAAAAGGAAGCAGACAUAUUGGAUAUAUAUACUGUAUUCUUAGUGCUGUGUCCCUGCAUGGGCACAAUGCAGGUUUUGUAACAUUGAAUCUUGUUUGUUUUGUUAUACCAUUUCAUUGAAUAUUGCUUUUUGCUGAGUGAAUUUGAUUAGCCAUGUUAUGCUUUAAUGAAUAAAUGAUUAGUGUAUGGUUA
Epinephelus moara (kelp grouper) is the source of this 1560-nucleotide messenger RNA. RefSeq lists its product as uncharacterized. Bases 162 to 1136 code for a protein of 324 amino acids. Gene Ontology annotation, cellular component: external side of plasma membrane; membrane raft. Lineage: Eukaryota; Metazoa; Chordata; Actinopteri; Perciformes; Serranidae. Gene Ontology annotation, biological process: interleukin-15-mediated signaling pathway; positive regulation of ERK1 and ERK2 cascade; T cell activation. Gene Ontology annotation, molecular function: MHC class II protein binding; protein tyrosine kinase binding. The record is from RefSeq and is a predicted model, not a curated record. The transcript is spliced from 7 exons.